AUGAGUACGAUGCGAAGCUUAAUACUGUUUGCCUGCGCAGUCGUAGUGGUGUGGCCGGAUAAAGCACAUGCCCAGUCGAACUAUGCCUCGCAGGCAAACAGCAUCGAGUACCAGGGCGAAGGUCUGCCGGAAGAAGCCACCCUGGAUGGAAAGGUUACGAAACUGGACGAUCUCAGCCCAAUCAUCUUCCUGAACCGAACGAAAGCGGCUCUCAACUGUGCCGCCGGCUUCAUGCAGGUGGAGCUAAAGUUUAACGAACCGUUCUACGGUAAGGCGUACGCCGAUUACGAUCGCAACAGCGCUUGCCAGACGAGUGGCAAGGGUGAUCUCAGCUAUCGGAUCGAUCUCCCACUGAAGGGAUGUGGAACGAAGCAGGGACCUCAACGAGUCUUCACCAACAACAUUGUGGUGCGGUUCCAUCCGGGGCUGGAAAUGGAUGGGGACGAGAUCAUCACAAUCGUGUGCCGAUAUCCACCUCCAGUUGCUCCGAUUCCUGCCGGUCUUCCCGCUCCAAUCAUUAACGAAGCUGCCAUCAUUGAACCACCAUUGAAGGGUAUUCAGAUCCUGUUCAUUAUCUGCGCCAUCAUGUUCCUUACGUUGCUCUUGCUUGGCCUGGGAGUGUCCUAUUACUGUCUGCGCCGUCGUCCGAUUCCGAUCGUACGUCGCGUGGUGCACGUUGGCAGCGGAUCCGAAAUUACUGCUCUCGAAAGCGGAAGCAUAGGAAGCGUGUCAGGAUUUAAGGUGGCGCGACCGGUCGUGGCCGUACCGCCUCCGAUUCAGAGUUCUUCCGGUAGCGAGGGUGCUCUGAUCCCGUCGGACUAUCCGAGCGAGUCGCAGUCGGAGAACGAGGAGGUGGAGACGGGCUCGUUGCCGGUGAGCUCACGCGGUAGCAGCAGUGCGUACGAAAAUGGCGCCUAUGUUCACGAUGGAAUGAGUUUGGCAUCGGGUGAUCAUCACAUGGCGUAUGGGCAGACGCACGAGCUGCAUCUGGCAAGUGCUGCCCUACCACCGUCGCCCAAGUUCGAUAUCCAGGUUCGUGUGAAGCGUUCCCCACCGCCACCAUCCUCGCUGCCGUCGAUGAGUGGGUCCUCCAUGUCGGACACCGAGAGCAACAGCAGUACGCUCGUGAGUCAUGGCGGAGAUCGUAACAAUCUGUCGACGAUUCUCGAAACCCAGGAAGAUCGGGACAGUGUGAUGACGACGGAGUCGCUGGCUGCCGAUGGUGCUCAAUCCCACUUUACCUACGUUCCGGAGCUGCACACGGUUCCGGCACAUCUCGACUACCCGCCCAGUCCACCACCGAUGCCGCGCUAUAACACUACGGUAACGACCACGAGCACGAACCGACGCUGGCUGGAGGUACCGGACGGGCCGCGCGCCCACGACACACACUCGCUGACCGAGCUCGUGGACGCGUCGCACCUCUAUCAGCUAACCGGCACGCACGUCACUAGCCAUACUAACCGCGCCGAGGACGCGGUGCAGCAGCUGCCCGAACCACCGAUCGCCGUGUACAAAAAGCCUGAACUCAAGUCUCACGUUGUAGAUGAUCUGUUCCUUACGACCGUCACCGAGCGCACUACGAUUGAGGACGUCGAGCGGCACAAGCGGCUGGUGACGGAGUACAAGGCACGGCCGGUGCCGGUACCGGCUCCACCACCACCACCCAUUGACCCCACGUGGGACGUCACGAUUCGCAACUACGAGGCGCAGCGUCAGCGCCAGUGGGAAGACUUCUCCGACGUGUCCAGUGCGUCCGGUGCGCCAUCGAUCGCUUCGGCCAACAUGCCAGUGCCGUCGUCGACGUACCUUCCCAGUGCUUAUGCAGCUGAUGAGCUGCGCAGUCCCGAGCUGGUCGGCAACAUGAAGCCGGUAGACUUGCCGCCGGAGGAUCGCUCCGUAUCGAACUGGGACGUGCUGAUCCGGGUGCUGCAGGAGGUGGACAUGCCGGACACGUCCAUCUCGACGGCUGCAUUGCACACGGAUCUGCACCGUUACCCGCUGCAGCGCCAGCUGAGCUACGAUGACAAGCUGAAGUGGAAGGAGAUCAUCACGACUGAAUCGACACUGCGUACGAUGCUGUCGGAGGCCACGGUUCGAGAGGACUUCGAGCGGAUCCGUUCGGAUGCGCGUUACGAGAACCUGUUCGAGCCACGCUCCUGGGAUGUCAUCAUACGCAUCCUGGCCCCACCGGAGGACGUCGAGCUGCGUCAGUCGAAGCGUAGCAAGAAGCGUGAAACCUGGGACACUCGAUCCCGCCGUAGCUCGCUGCCCACGCUGUACGAGUACGACAGUGACGGGGACUCGUCCGUGCGUACGAUUACUCAAGAGCCACAGUUGGUGGCUGCGACGAAUCUUGGCUAUGGUGCCCACGCCGGUUCCCUAGCCAGUGGUUCUCGUUCUCGCCGUACCUCACGCUCGUCCUACAACUCGAACAACAUCGACAUGCGCUCCAUGUCGGAGGUGAUCGUAGACUUUGGACGAAUGAGCGGAGGUCCAGGGCGUUCGGGAAGUGGUGGUGAACCGUCGGAGGAGGGUAGCUCGUACAUUGUGUCGCACAGCAAGGCCUACUUCGAUGAUGAUGACGAUGAGGAGGCACGAUACGAUCAGCGUUCCCUUCAGCGAUCACUAAGUCACCCAAGCUUGGCACGCUCGGCUAGUGAGUUUACGGAGCGCUGGAUCAUCCCCGAGGAUCAUCUUGAUCUUCGAGCUGAAUCCGAAGCGAACAACUCGUCGGUGUACGGUUCCGGCACGAUGGAUAUGGACACGAGAACGACGUACAUCAAGCAGAGUCGCACGACGGUGAGUCGCGAACGGCGCGACAACUGGUAGAAGGGAGUGCUGGAAAGGAAUGCUCCUCUUAUCUCACGUGCCAAGCCUCCGAUCGGUCGCUCGCUAUCAACUGCUCGAUGUAAUGGUUCAUCUCCCCUCCCUCACCCCAUGACUACUGCCCACUAACACUAACACUACUGCGAUACUGGGAGGAACCGUUCCUAUCAACGCUUUUACCACUGCUGCUAGGCGACCGACCGAUCGAGCAAACAAAUGUGAAUCCCUGCCCAGAUGAAGGCGCUAUCGAGGCAAGCUCAGG
Molecule: messenger RNA, 3091 nt
Organism: Anopheles maculipalpis
Lineage: Eukaryota; Metazoa; Arthropoda; Insecta; Diptera; Culicidae
Gene: pot
Exons: 8
Coding region: 1-2832 (943 amino acids)
Source: RefSeq, a predicted model, not a curated record